This is a messenger RNA of Loa loa (African eye worm), 912 nucleotides long. RefSeq lists its product as hypothetical. NCBI's taxonomy places the organism in Eukaryota, Metazoa, Nematoda, Chromadorea, Rhabditida, Onchocercidae. Bases 1 to 912 code for a protein of 303 amino acids. The transcript has 8 exons. The record is from RefSeq and is a predicted model, not a curated record.
AUGAAAUUGCUAACACAAUAUCUAUUAUUAAUGAAUAAGGAAACAAACGAUACGGUUGAAAUUUUAUGCCGAAAUUGGAAAAUUGAUGCAUCUGAAGCACUUCGUGUUGGAUACGGUGGCUUACCAUUUGGGUAUAUUGUAGUAAGCGGAUAUACAACACCAGAAUUAGGCAAUGCUCUUGAUGUACGAAUGUUACCGGCUGAUCCUGAAUCAAUGACCAUUCCAGCAGUCAAUAUGGAUAGGCAGAUUGCAAGGUUAGAAUCACUGAUAAAGCAAUAUCCAUCACAAAAUUUAUUUGUUUGGCCUGGUUCAGUACCAUUGAUAAAUGAUAAAGGACUUUAUUUUUUGCUUACACGAAGAACUGGUCAAAUGUUGGUUUAUGAAACAAGUCUUCUUGGUGCGAUUGAAUUCUUACCGGAUGGAAAAUAUAAUCCAAUGUUGAUUACAGUAGAUGAUUCUGCGGUUAAGCAUCUUUCACAACGUGACCUUUGCAUUAAUUACGUGUCCAUGUUAGCUCAACGUGAUCGAACCUGCUGGAUGAAUUCUGUUGUGCCAGCUGAUCCAUCCCAUUGGCGGAAUGUUUUGCAACGAAUUAUUCAUAUUGCUAUAUUUCGGAUCGUUAUUCCUAUGGUUUUCACAUUUCGAUGGAGGAUUCUGCGCCUAUUGGCGAAUUGUACAUGGCUAAAAUUUGGUGGCCAUGCAAUGAUUGAUGUAAUGAAUGAUGGUAGUGCCAUAAUGUCCGAAUUAACUCAGGAAUGUAACAUUAUACGAAUUACGGAAUUUCCACCACCUUUUAUCCCGCAAACACUUCGUCAACAAGCACUGAAUAGAUGUAUUGAUCUGUUCCCGAAGUUAUGUUCUUCUGAAACCCUUCGACUGGAAUGUGGUAUUGCAGAUUAUCCGGAAUUGUAG